UUAUGAAAUAUAUAUUGCAGGUGUUCUAUUUAUAUUUACACAGCGAAAUACUUAAAAAGCUGCAAAAUACUUAUUUUUUCGUUUUCAAUUUGCAAUACUUACAGCUACGAGAACGACUUCAAAAGAAAAAAUGAAUCAUCUCAUUGUUGUUUUGGCUUUAUCUGCUGUUGUUACCUUUGCAAAUGCUGAAUGCGACAAAAAACAAUGUCGUAUGUUUUGCAAAUUUGGAUUUCAACAGGAUGAAAACGGAUGCGACAUCUGCAAGUGCGCUGAAAGACCUGAAAAGAGAUGCAACAAUAGACAGUGCAAAAUGCUUUGUCCUGAAGGUUUCCAAGUAGAUGCUAACGGUUGCGAGAUAUGCCGCUGCAAAAGAUCUGCUCUAGAGGCACCAGAAAAAAAGUGCGAUGGUUUAAAACAAUGUAAAAUGCACUGCGAAAACGGAUUUGUCAGGGAUGAAAACGGUUGCCCAAAAUGCGAAUGCAGUAAAUGCAAACAAUUCCAAUGUUUGAUAUUUUGUCCCCACGGAAAUGAAGUCGACGAAAACGGUUGCAAAACAUGCAAGUGCAAAGCUGCUCCAGAAAAAAAAAAAUGCGACGACUUAAAACAAUGUAGAAUGUUCUGCGAAAACGGAUUCGUCAGAGAUGAAAAUGGUUGCAAAAAAUGCGAAUGCAACAAAUGCAAAAAAUUCAUUUGUCAAAUAUUUUGUGAAUACGGAAACGUUGUUGAUGAAAAUGGUUGUAAAACAUGCAAGUGUAACAGCAAGCCUUGAAGUUAUCUCUGCUUUUUAGAUGAUUUUUAAAUUGGAUGUUUAAAUUUGAUGUUUAAAGGCAUUGAUUCAUCCAUGUUUAUCUGUAAUUUUUAUUAGUCAUGAGUAACUUUUUUAAUAUUUUAA
This is a messenger RNA of Hydra vulgaris (swiftwater hydra), 892 nucleotides long. RefSeq names its product antistasin-like. Gene Ontology annotation, molecular function: serine-type endopeptidase inhibitor activity. Lineage: Eukaryota; Metazoa; Cnidaria; Hydrozoa; Anthoathecata; Hydridae. The record is from RefSeq and is a predicted model, not a curated record.